Astrephomene gubernaculifera is the source of this 1041-nucleotide messenger RNA. NCBI's taxonomy places the organism in Eukaryota, Viridiplantae, Chlorophyta, Chlorophyceae, Chlamydomonadales, Astrephomenaceae. The record is from the annotation of a GenBank genome assembly.
GUCAAACACUUGUUAUGACGCCGCCUUCCCUAAAUAACGAUGAUCCCACCCCAAAUCCGUUAUCAUCUGAGGGUCCAUCCGACCUAUCGACUCCACCACUAGCUCCUACGGUGGUAGCAUCAGGGAUCGAAUGGACGAUCGGCAAAGUUUUCUGGACUCUUGGUGUCUUCAUCUUCGCUGGACUCGCAGAAAUCGGAGGUGGCUGGCUUGUAUGGCAAGCCGUCCGGAACAGAAGGCCCUGGUACUAUUUUGUUGCAGGUGCCAUCGUGCUCGUCGCAUAUGGUCUCAUCCCUACUCUCCAACCUGAGGGUGCCAGCUUCGCACGUGUGUACGCCGUAUACGGCGGCAUCUUCAUUGCCAUGAGCUACGGCUGGGGCUGGGCUGUUGACGGCGACCGACCAGAUCGAGGCGACUGGAUUGGGAGCGCCAUUGCCUUGGCGGGUGUGGCUGUCGCCUGGUUUUGGCCGCGUGGGUGAGAAGAGGAAUGUACGGCAAGCAUUGGAUCCAGACUUGGAACCAGGCAACAGUAGCGAAGGGCAGCGCAUCGGGUCUUGGAAGCCCCCGUUGCUGCCGCCCUGCCAACGAAAAGCAAACAGUGGAACAGCCAUCCGUACAGACAGCCGUUGGAGGUAACCAACGGCAACGGUACUUCAACAGCUAGCUGCAGGCGCGAAGUCCAUGACACAGCAACGGGCCGUUCUUGCCUUCAGCUGCCCCCGAGACUGAUUGACUACUUGGCGCACCCUGCUGAGCGCAGCAUGCUUACCUGCAACAGGCCAUCCACGCCAGGCACCACUACCUGCCAGCCCCGACGGCCCUGUCAAACACGAGUGCUCUUGCAAAGGAGAAAUCAUCGCCUGCCUGGUCCUCCACGCCAACGCCAUGCAGACCGCGGCCCCUCGUACGGCACAUGAAGCGGCAUCAGCAACAAAGCAAUCCUGUCGUACGAUUCAUCGCCAAAGCAGGGUGCCAUCGCCAACCCAGCAACAUACCAGCCAGACCAGAAGCAGCAAAGCAAACGAGGAGCCCGCCAGGGAUAGG